Daucus carota subsp. sativus is the source of this 2131-nucleotide messenger RNA. RefSeq names its product ent-kaurene oxidase. Gene Ontology annotation, molecular function: ent-kaurene oxidase activity; heme binding; iron ion binding. Gene Ontology annotation, biological process: gibberellin biosynthetic process. Bases 238 to 1773 code for a protein of 511 amino acids. The record is from RefSeq and is a predicted model, not a curated record. NCBI's taxonomy places the organism in Eukaryota, Viridiplantae, Streptophyta, Magnoliopsida, Apiales, Apiaceae. Gene Ontology annotation, cellular component: chloroplast outer membrane; endoplasmic reticulum. The transcript has 9 exons.
UAGGCACGAUCUUCACAAUAAUUGCACCCAAAAAGAGGGUGAGUAUCUUUUUCUUACAGAUAACGAUACCGUCAUAUAUGUGAUUAUUAACGACAAAACCGGAAUGUUGAAAACAGCAAACUUCUUCAACUCAUGUCCGAAUCUUAUUUCUUCGUAUCUUGUUCAUCCUAUAUUUGACAAUACAAGACAAAAUUCAUCUGCCCUUCUGUUCUGUCCAAUUCUUGAAGUUGAGAGAAAAUGGAUGCAGUUGUGAAUUUGCAGUCAACUCCUGUGGGUACUGCACUUGCCCCGGCUGUAAUUAUUGGUGGUAUUUCUUUGUUUCUGAUCAAGAAAUUUGUGGUGGAUCAUAAAGUGAAAUCACCCUCGAAUCUCCCUUGUUUACCAGAGGUACCUGGGCUACCGUUGAUCGGGAAUCUGCUGCAACUGAAAGAGAAGAAACCCCACAAGACGUUUACCAAGUGGGCGGAGACGUAUGGCCCUGUUUACUCCAUUAAGACCGGCUCCAGCACUAUGGUGGUUCUCAAUUCGAAUGAUGUGGUCAAGGAGGCCAUGGUGACAAGAUUCCCCGCCAUCUCUACUAGAAAGCUUUCAAAAGCACUAAAGAUCCUUACUGCUGAUAAAACAAUGGUCGCAACAAGUGAUUAUGAUGAGUUUCACAAGACAGUAAAGAGACAUUUAUUAACACAUAUUUUGGGACCAAAUGCUCAGAAGCGACAUCGUAAUAACAGAGAUACUUUGAUUGAAAACACAUCAAACCAGUUGCAUACCCUGUUAAAGAAUCAUCCUCUAGAGUCUAUAAAUUUCAGAGAUUUGUUUGAGUUUGGACUUUUUGGAUUCGCAAUGAAACAGACUUUGGGAGAGGAUGUGGAGUCCAUUUAUGUGGAUGAACUUGGAACAAAAAUGUCAAGACAUGACAUAUUUAAUUGUCUUGUUCAUGAUCCCAUGGUAGGUGCAAUUGAUGUAGAUUGGCGAGACUUCUUCCCAUAUCUGAAAUGGAUUCCCAAUAAAAGUUUCGAAAACAAAAUAGAGCGGAUGGAUAUCCGCAGGAUGGCAGUUAUGAAAUCCCUUGUUCGGAGAGCUAGAGAACUAAGUGCUUCAAGAGAGGGUGUCCAGUGUUAUCUUGAUUACUUGGAAUCUGAGGGGAAAACUCUAUCAGAAAGUCAAAUUCUUAUGUUACUUUGGGAGGUGAUCAUUGAAACAUCAGAUACUACCGUGGUUGCAACUGAAUGGGCCAUAUAUGAACUUGCUAAAGAUUCAAAGCGACAGGAAAGGCUUUACGAGGAGAUCAAUAGGGUGUGUGGGUCUGAGAAAAUCACGGAAGAGAAGUUGCCUCAGCUUCCUUAUCUUUAUGCUAUUUUCCAAGAGACCCUAAGAAUGCACAGUCCUGUUCCAAUCAUUCCGUUGCGUUAUGUGCAUGAAGAUACUCAGUUGGGAGGCUACUUUGUUCCUUCCGGUAGCGAGAUUGCCAUAAAUAUCUAUGGAUGUAACAUGGACAAGGAUGUGUGGGAGAAUCCUGAACAGUGGAAUCCCGAGAGAUUCAUGGAUGAAAAAUCCGACUCCAUGGAUUUGCACAAGUCAAUGGCAUUUGGAGGGGGUAAGAGAGUGUGUGCAGGAGCCCUCGAGGCAAUGACAAUCUCUCGUAUGGCAAUCGGUAGACUAAUACAAGAGUUCGAAUGGAGAGUGACGGAUGGUCAGAUAGAAGACGUUGAUACCGUGGGACUUACAUCCCGCAAACUCCAUCCAAUGAUGGCAAUCAUAAAACCAAGGAGCUGACUGGUUGAAAAAUAUGAAUAAAAGCACCAUGUGGCUCUGGAUGUCUAUCAGUUCCUUGUUACUUUUACGCUUUGGUAUGUACGGGAGCCUCCCUGCACUCUUAGUUCUCUAUCAACGUUUUCUCUGCAGUUCUUAUAUUGCUCAUCUGUGCCAGUUUAUAUGUGUGAUGUUAUAUCUCUAGUUUGCCUGUUAUGCAUUAACGUAUGGGAAACAAAUGGCUUCCUUUUGUGAUCCAUAACUUGCAAAUUGUGAGGUUCACGGUGUACCUCCUCUGUGCUCUUUUGUUAACUCUUGAGGAUCUCUUUGUUCUACACAUUCCCUAUUUCGAGUAUUACAAAGUUUUAUGCUGAUUGGCCAA